AUGAUUGACUAUCGAACAUAUCCACGUAUAACUGGUUCUCUUCGUGCACAUUCUAAUAUUGCUGAACGAUUACAUUAUCGAGGUGAUAUUGAUGAAUUACAACGACGUCGACAACAAAUAUCAAACAUAGAUUCAACAAUAACAUUAACAUGGAAUGACCUUCAACAAUUAUUUUUAAAACAUAGUUUAAAUUCAACAGUUGAAUCACACAUUAAACAAUUACGAAAAUAUGCUAUUGAACUUGCUGGUUCAGAAUCAGAUUCAUCAUCAAUUGAUUCUGUUUGUAUUUAUCUCUUUGAUCUAUUUCGUACUGUUAAUCAAAUUCAAGUAUCACAUUUAAAAGAAUUAAAAUUAAGAUUUCCAACUUAUACUCAACAAUUAGUAACACAAAUAUUUGAAUUAAUACGUACAUUAAUAAAUUCUCUUAAACCAAGUUUUACUGAAGAAUAUUUAUUACGUACUACAUCGAAAUUAUCAUCAUCAAAAUCAUUAUUUGGUGAAGCAACUGUCUUUCAUCCUAUUUCAUUACAAAUAAAUGAACCAAUACCAUGGUUAAAUCGUUUAUCUUAUGAUAUAGCAUAUCAAGAACAAGAAAAUAUUAAUAAUGAAGAAAUAACUAAUGAAAUUUUACCUAUUAUUACAUCUUCAACAACAACAACAACAUCAUCAUCGAUUUAUACUAAAAAAUGGCUUGAAGAUCGUUUACGUACUGUUUUAAAAUCUCGUAAUGAUAAAGGUGAUUUAGGACAACAAGAAUUUUGUAAUUUAGUUUUUGAAAAUCUUGUUUCAAGUCAAACCGAUGAUGAAAUUCAACAUUCCUUAUGUGAUAUAAUUGGUUAUGAUCAUUUAGAAUUAAUUAGUGAAUUAAUACAAAAUCGUCAAAUGAUAAUUGAUGGAAUUUUAAAUAGUGCUAAAGCUCGUCCACGUGAAAUUAUUCGAGCACCAGAACUUAUUCAACGUCAAACACAACCAAUUCAUGGUCCAACUAUUAUUGUACAAAGUGAACAAGAAAAACGUUUAGAAAAACAAUUUAGAAAACAAGAUCGAAAACAACAACAACAACAACAGCAACAACAAUCAAAUGAUUUUAUUGAUGAAUUUUCUAAUCCAGAAUUAUUAAGAUAUGAACGUGAACGACAAUUACUUUUAGCAACAGAAAAACUUCAUGAAAAAUUAUCAAAUUUAUCUCAAUCAAAUUCAUUACAAACAAAUAUGAAAUAUCCAUAUGUAUUUGAUCAAUUACAAGAAAUCAAACAAAAAACAGCAUAUAUUGGUGGAAGAAAUCUUCUUUUACCAGAAAAUAUUGAACGAAAAUCAACAACAACUUAUGAUCUUGUUCAUAUUCCAUAUGGUGAACAAAUUAAAUUAGCUAAUUUAGGAAAACAUAUUUGUUCUGAACUUGUUCGUUAUGAAGAUUUAGAACCAUUAGGACAAAUUCUAUUUAAAGAUAGUGUUAAAACACUUAAUUUAGUUCAAUCAAUUGUAUACAAAACAGCAGCUUUUUCAAAUGAAAAUAUUCUUAUUUCUGCUCCAACUGGUGCUGGUAAAACAAAUAUUGCUAUGUUAACAAUACUUUAUGAAUUACGUCGUCAUUAUGAUACAAAUAAUGGUGUUUUAUUAGAUACAGAUUUUAAAAUUAUUUAUGUUGCACCUAUGAAAGCACUUGCAUCAGAAAUGGUUGAAAAUUUUUCUCGUCGUCUUUCAUCACUUGGUCUUCAAGUUAAAGAAUUAACUGGUGAUAUGCAAUUAACUAAAACUGAAAUUGAACGUACACAUAUGAUAAUAACAACACCAGAAAAAUGGGAUGUUAUUACACGUAAAUCAACAGGUGAUACAAAAUUUGUUCAAAGUGUUAAAUUAUUAAUUAUUGAUGAAAUUCAUUUAUUACAUGAAGAUCGUGGUCCUGUUAUUGAAGCACUUGUUGCACGUACAUUACGACAAGUUGAACAAACACAAGAAUCUAUUCGUAUUGUUGGUUUAUCAGCAACAUUACCAAAUUAUACAGAUAUAGCUCGAUUUCUUUUUGUUAAUUUAAUGACUGGUCUAUUCUUUUUUGAUAAUCGUUUUCGUCCUGUACCAUUAGCACAAACAUUUAUUGGAAUAAAAGGAGCAAAUAAAAUGACAGCAACAAAAAAUUUUGAUGAUAUUUGUUAUGAUAAAGUAUUAGAACAAAUUAAAGUUGGACGACAACAGGUACUUGUCUUUGUUCAUGCUCGUAAUGCAACCGUUCGUACAGGACUUCAAUUACUUGAAUAUGCACGUAAUCGUGGUGAUCUUGAACAUUUUCUAUAUAAAGAAAAAGAUGAAGAUGGUCCACGAGAAACAAUUCAAUAUCAAGAAGCAUGUCGACAUGUAUCUCAUUCGAAAAAUGCUCAAUUACGUGAUCUAUUUCCACAUGGUAUUGGUAUACAUCAUGCUGGAAUGUUAAGACAAGAUCGAAAUAUAGUUGAAAAAUAUUUUCUCAAAGGUUAUAUUAAAGUACUUGUUUGUACAGCAACACUUGCUUGGGGUGUUAAUUUACCAGCACAUGCUGUUAUUAUUAAAGGUACUGAAUUAUAUGAUAGUAAACGUGGUUCAUUUAUUGAUUUAAGUAUUCUUGAUGUAUUACAAAUAUUCGGUCGUGCUGGUCGUCCACAAUUUGAUACAAAUGGUCAUGGUUUUAUUUUAACUACACAUGAUAAACUUCAACAUUAUUUAUCUUUAUUAACUCGACAAAAUCCAAUUGAAUCACAAUUUAUAAGUCAUUUAACUGAUAAUCUUAAUGCAGAAAUUGUUCUUGGUACAGUAACAACAAUAGAGGAAGCAUGUUCAUGGCUUCGUUAUACUUAUUUAAAUGUUCGUAUGCAUCAAUCACCAAUAACAUAUGGUAUUAAUGCAAAUAUGAAAGCAGCUGAUCCAAAUUUACAUAGUUUUCGACGAGAUUUAAUUAUUAAAGCUGCACAAGAACUUGAUAAAGCACAUAUGAUUCGUUUUGAAGAAAAAACUGAAUAUUUAUUUGCUACAGAUCUUGGUCGAACUGCUUCUCAUUAUUAUAUUAAUUAUAUAACAAUUGAAACAAUAAAUGAACGUUUAUCAAAUCGUUAUAUGACUGAAGCUGAUCUUAUUGAACUUGCAUCAUUAGCUGAUGAAUUUUCUCAACUUAAAGUUCGAGAUGAUGAAUUAGAAGAACUUGAUUCAUUAUAUAAUAAUCAUUGUCAUGUACCUGUUAAAGGUGGUGUUGAAAAUGUUCAUGGAAAAACAAAUAUUCUUAUGCAAGCAUAUAUAUCACGUGCACAAUUAAAUUCAUUUUCAUUAAUAUCAGAUAUGUCAUAUGUUAAUCAAAAUGUUGUUCGUUUAAUACGUGCUCUAUUUGAAAUUGUUCUUAAACGUUCAUGGGCAAUAUUAUCAUCACGUUUACUUCGUGUAGCUAAAAUGGUUGAACAACGUAUGUGGGAUACAAUUAAUCCAUUAUGGCAAUUUUCACAAUAUAUUAAUAUUGAAAUUUUACAAAAAUUAGAUGCUAAACAAAUGACACCCGAACGUUUAUUAGAAAUGGAUACAAAAGAUAUUGGUAUUAUGAUACAUAAUACACGUUUAGGUAAAGAAAUUAAAACAUAUGCAUCAUAUAUACCAAUAUUACAUAUUGAAACACAAUUACAACCAAUAACACGUACUGUAUUACGUAUAAAAUUAACAAUAACAGCAGCAUUUAAAUGGUCGGAUAAAAUUCAUGGUACAACAAAUCAACAAUUUUGGAUAUGGAUUGAAGAUCCUGAUACAGAUAAUAUAUAUCAUUCAGAAUAUUUUAUUAUAACAAAAAAACAAGUUAAAUUAGAAGAACCACAAAUUAUUAUUUUUACUAUUCCUAUUAUUGAACCAUUAGCUAAUCAAUAUUAUGUACGAGCUAUUAGUGAUAGAUGGCUUGGCUCAGAUACAACAACUAUUAUUUCAUUUCAUAAUUUAAUUUUACCAGAACGUCAUAUGCCACAUACAGAAUUAUUGGAUUUGGAUCCAUUACCAAUAACUGCAUUAGGUAAUCCUGAAUAUGAAGCUUUAUAUAAUUUUAAACAUUUUAAUCCAAUUCAAACACAAUUAUUUCAUUGUUUAUAUCAUACAAAUAAUAAUACAUUACUUGGUUCACCAACAGGUUCAGGUAAAACUGUUGCAGCUGAAAUAGCAAUGUUUCGUGUUUUUAAUAAAUAUCCUGAUAUGAAAUGUAUUUAUAUUGCACCAUUAAAAGCACUUGUACGUGAACGUAUACAAGAUUGGAAAAUACGUUUUGAAGAACGUCUUGGUAAAAAAGUUAUUGAAUUAACAGGUGAUUUUACACCUGAUACACGUGCUAUACAAUUAGCUGAUGUUAUUGUAACAACACCUGAAAAAUGGGAUGGUAUGAGUCGUUCAUGGCAAACACGUUCAUAUGUUAAACAAGUUUCUUUAUUAAUUAUUGAUGAAAUUCAUAUGUUAGGUGAAGAUCGUGGUCCUGUACUUGAAGUUAUUGUUUCUCGAGCAAAUUUUAUAUCAUCACAUACAGAACGACCACUUCGUAUUAUUGGUUUAUCAACAGCUGUAGCUAAUGCUCGAGAUUUAGCUGAUUGGUUAGGUAUAACAGGUACUAUAGGUCUAUAUAAUUUUCGACCAAGUGUUCGACCUGUACCAUUAGAAGCACAUAUACAAGGUUAUCCUGGUAAACAUUAUUGUCCACGUUGUAUGUCAAUGAAUAAACCAGCUUAUAAAGCUAUACGUACACAUUCACCAAAUAAACCUGUUUUAAUAUUUGUUAGUAGUCGAAGACAAACACGUUUAACAGCUGAAGAAUUAGCAAAAUAUUUAUUAAAUGAUGAUAAUCCAAAACAAUGGUUACAUAUGCCAGAAUAUGAAAUAAAUAAUUUAUUAACACAAAUACAAGAUAAAAGUCUUCGAUUAACAUUACCAUUUGGUAUUGGUAUUCAUCAUGCUGGUUUAAAAGAUCGUGAUAGACAUAUUGUUGAAGAAUUAUUUGUUAAUCAAAGAAUACAAAUAUUAGUUGCAACGUCAACAUUAGCAUGGGGUGUUAAUUUUCCAGCACAUUUGGUUAUUAUUAAAGGUACUGAAUAUUAUGAUGGAAAAACUCAUCGUUAUGUUGAUUUUCCUAUAACGGAUGUAUUACAAAUGAUGGGUCGUGCUGGUCGACCUCAAUUUGAUGAUUCAGGCAAAGCAGUUAUUAUGGUACAUGAUGUAAAAAAGAAUUUUUAUAAAAAAUUUCUCUAUGAACCAUUUCCAGUUGAAUCAAGUUUACUUAAUGUUCUUACUGAUCAUUUAAAUGCUGAAAUUGUCAGUGGAACAAUAUCAACUAAACAAGAAGCACUUGAUUAUUUAACUUGGACAUAUUUUUUUCGUCGUUUACUUGUUAAUCCAAGUUAUUAUAAUAUGGAACCAUUAUCAAAUAAUACAAAUGAACAAAUAACACUUAAUACAUAUUUAUCAACUAUAAUACAAAGUUCAUUUAAUGAAUUAAUACGUGCAACAUGUAUUUUUAUCAAUGAAGAUGAUCAACGUACAUUACACUCAACUGUUCAUGGACGAAUAGCAUCACAUUAUUAUAUAUCAUAUAGAACAAUAUAUAUGUUUGCUCAACAUGUUACAUCAAAUACAACAUUGGGAGAACUUAUUGAUUUGAUUUCUUGUGCAUAUGAAUAUGCUGAAAUGCCGGUAACACAAAAAAAAAGAAAAGUUUUUGUAUAUGAUCUAAUAGAUAAGCUCAUAGUAGAUUCACGAGUAGAUUUUAGUGAGAAUAGCAAGUGUGUAAAAGAAUUCGCCGUCAGAUUAUAA
This is a messenger RNA of Rotaria sp. Silwood1, 5790 nucleotides long. Lineage: Eukaryota; Metazoa; Rotifera; Eurotatoria; Philodinida; Philodinidae. The record is from the annotation of a GenBank genome assembly.